Molecule: messenger RNA, 930 nt
Organism: Aspergillus oryzae RIB40
Lineage: Eukaryota; Fungi; Ascomycota; Eurotiomycetes; Eurotiales; Aspergillaceae
Exons: 2
Coding region: 1-930 (309 amino acids)
Source: RefSeq, a predicted model, not a curated record
AUGCCGCCCGAUCCGGACCCCGGUUUGAUCCAACCCAAAACGGGAGGCGUCACCAAGCUCCAGACGUAUAUUAUUACAGUAUUCGCGACGAUUGCCUGGUACAAUGCCGUGGAACUGGUAAUCAUAUGUCUGACCACAUUCAAGCGCUAUCGAGGCUGCUACUUCUGGAGUUUGUUGAUCGCCUCCUUUGGCCUGAUCCCACUUGUCCUUGGAUGGCUCUUCUUCAUCUUCUAUUUCGGACUUACUCGCUGGGUUUCCGCCUCCAUAAUCAUCCCGAGCUGGUACUGCGUAGUGGCGGGCCACUCUCUUGUACUCUGGUCACGACUGCACCUUAUCAUGCAGGCGCCAAAGGUACUCCGUGCCCUCCUCAUUCUCAUCAUUGUCGACAGUGUUCUCCUCUUCAUUCCCCCAACGGUGAUGUUCUACGGAAUCCUGAUACACGAUGAGGGCUUUCGAACUUCAGCACGGUUUGCCGCCGCAUACAACGUAAUGGAGCGGAUUCAGCUCGUGGGUUUCUGUUUGCAGGAGCUUCUUAUCUCUGGAAUCUAUAUCUUUGAAACGACAAAGCUACUGCGACUUCGACCGGACCCAGUUCACUCUCGGAUUCUGAUUCGGCUGGUGGUAAUUAACGUUGUGGUCAUGAUACUCGAUGUGGCGGUCGUUGCAGUCCAGUUCGCGGGAUACAUCGCCAUUCAAAUGAUGUUCAAGCCCGUUGCUUAUAGUAUCAAGUUGAAGUUGGAAUACGCCGUCCUCAGCCAAUUGAUCCAAAUCUCCAAGGGUCCAAACUCUGAUCCGGAGCAGCUAUGCUCAUGUUCGCAAGAACACAACAGCACAUCGACAUGCCGCAGUGAUUCUGGGAGAAAUGGCACUGCAGACUCGGACAUGCGGCAGUACAACUCAAGAUCCCAUGAUGACAGCCACUACGCGUGA